Messenger RNA from Xiphias gladius (swordfish), 2092 nucleotides. RefSeq names its product glutamate-rich WD repeat containing 1 (gene grwd1). Gene Ontology annotation, molecular function: protein binding. Bases 110 to 1477 code for a protein of 455 amino acids. The record is from RefSeq and is a predicted model, not a curated record. The transcript has 7 exons. Lineage: Eukaryota; Metazoa; Chordata; Actinopteri; Istiophoriformes; Xiphiidae.
GGCGUGGGGGAGAGGGAGUGAGGCAGCAUGGGAGGAGUGACAGUGCAGUGUGUUUAAACCACGUGGCCGCUCCCCGCACCGGAAAUACGCAAACUGCGCCGUUGCCAAGAUGUCUGCGCCCGACGAAGACACGUUUGCCGAGGAAGGCGGCGAGAUGGAGGAGAUGGACGAAGCUGGCAGCGAUGAUGAUGAAGGAGAAGUGAUGGAGGAGGAAGGAGCGGACGGAGAGGGGGAGAGGAAAGUGUACGUGCCCGGGAUCGAGCCGCUUCGGCCCGGGGAAGAGCUGGAGAUGGACCGGUCUGCCUAUCGCAUGUACCACGAGUGCCAAACAGGGGCUCCGUGUCUGAGCUUCGACAUCCUGAGAGAUGGAGAUGGAGAAGGCAGGGAGCAGUUCCCUCUGUCCAUGCUGCUCUGUGCGGGCACACAAGCGGACACAGCCCUGAGCAACAGACUUAUCGUAAUUCGCAUGUACAACCUUCAUGGAACAGAGAAAGAGAAAGAAAAAGAAGGGGAAGAAAGCAGUGAUGAAGAAAGUGAUGAAGAUGAAGAGGAUGAAGAUAAGAAGCCACAGAUGGAACUGGCCAUGAUGCCUCACUAUGGAGGGAUUAACAGAGUCAGAGUGACCCAGCGUGGAGAGCAGUCAUUGGCUGCUGUCUGGUCAGAGAAGGGACAGGUAGAAAUAUUUGACCUCCGACCUCAGCUGGAGGCCGUCCACAGUUCUGCUGCCAUGGCAGCUUUCAUCAAACAGCAGAAGGAAGCCACAGCUCUCUUCAGUUUCACAGGACACAUGACUGAAGGCUUUGCAAUUGACUGGUCACCUACAGUACCUGGUCGUCUUGUCAGUGGAGACUGCAAAAAGAACAUCCAUGUGUGGGAGCCACGGGAGGGAGGGGCUUCAUGGCAGAUUGACCAACGACCUUUCAGCUCCCACAGCAAGUCUGUGGAGGAUCUGCAGUGGUCCCCUACUGAAGCUACGGUUUUUGCAUCUUGUUCGGUGGAUCAGUCCAUUCGUAUCUGGGACAUCCGUGCACCGCCCAAUUCCAUGCUCUCAGCCAAUGAAGCUCACUCAUCAGACAUCAACGUGAUCAGCUGGAACAGGAGCGAACCAUUCCUGCUGUCAGGAGGGGACGAUGGGCUUCUGAAAGUAUGGGACCUGCGACAGUUUAAGACCGGGCGGCCCGUGGCAAACUUCAAGCAGCACAGCGCUCCCAUCACCUCGGUGGAGUGGAACCCCGUGGACUCAAGUGUGUUCGCUGCCUCGGGAGCGGACGAUGUCGUCAGCCAGUGGGAUCUGUCCGUGGAGUCGUGUGACGUGGGUGCCAGGGUGGAGGGGGUGAAAGAUUUGCCCCCUCAACUACUUUUCCUGCACCAGGGUCAGUCAGAGAUUAAGGAGAUUCACUGGCACCCACAGAUACCUGGUGUGAUGAUCUCCACGGCUCUGUCAGGAUUCAACGUGUUCAGGACAAUAUCUGUGUAGUGUGUGUGUGUGUGUGUGUGUGUGUGUGUGUGUGUGUGUGUGUUUGAGAGAGAGAAACAGAGGAUUUUGCAUCUAAAUCAUUUGCAUUUAGCUCUAAACAUGUUUGAUCUUUAAGGAGCUUGUAAUAAUGUACAUAACUUAGCUGUGUAGGUGGUAGUUUUUUUUUUUUGACAUACAUUUGCCAGUUCAGGCACCAUAUGGUCUUAUAAUCUUUACCACUGAACUUUCAGUCUGUAUGUUUUACAGAUGUUAAUUAUAUUUAUGCAUUCCCUAGUGCAUGCUUAAAAUAAAAUUUUUACAACCAUAGUUCUCUUGUUUUUACCUGAAUUAAGUUUUUCAAAGAUAAAGGAUAGGCUGCUAUAUUUGUAUUUUACUUGUAAGGAAGGAAAACACAGAAUUACUUUAUGUCAAGAAAUGGCUGCCCAUGGAAAUCUGCUACUCCCUAUAUAAUAGAUACUCAAUAGUUUUCUGUAUAGGAAGCAGUACAUUGAGAUUUUGGACAGUUGUCCGUUAUCUUUUUGCAUCAUCUGUGACAGGCAUGGUGUUGCACAACUGUGAUGUUUGCAUCUAUAAAAUGCAGCAAAUUUAACUGAUAUUAAAGUGGUGUAAAUGCCA